Schistocerca gregaria is the source of this 1230-nucleotide messenger RNA. RefSeq lists its product as uncharacterized. The record is from RefSeq and is a predicted model, not a curated record. The coding region runs from base 1 to 1230 and encodes 409 amino acids. NCBI's taxonomy places the organism in Eukaryota, Metazoa, Arthropoda, Insecta, Orthoptera, Acrididae. The transcript has a single exon. Gene Ontology annotation, molecular function: protein binding.
AUGAGGGCCAUCAAUAAUUUAUUGAUACUAGUCGUUGUACAAUAUAUUUUAUUAAUCGUUUCUCUAGAACCAGAAUACCCUUCAAAAAAUUUUGUGGUCAGACUGAACAAGUUAUUUAUCUACGACAAACAAAGAAUCUCAGAAAAUGAUUACUGUGGAGAUUCUAGGAUAUUUUGUGAUAAGGACGAUCGGAUCUCUGAGGUCUUAUUGGAACAUGCUCACCUAUCCAAGUUCCCUUCAUUCAUCACGAUGAUCAACGAUACACUAUCUAAAUUCACAUAUAGAGGUCUAAAAGGUGAAAUUCCAAGUCAAAUCUAUGAACUGACAGAACUGAGGCUUCUGAGGCUAAUUGAUGGGGACUGCCCCGUUAAUUUGAGCGACAACAUUGGAAAGCUGCUACAUUUGAAAUACCUUAACUUAGGCAACUUAGGUAUGCGUGGUAAGGUACCUAAUAGUCUGUACUCACUAACUGGGUUGACAUAUCUGGGUUUAGAAGGGAACAAUUUUACCGGUUUCUUGAGUGACGACAUUCAGAGACUGGCUUAUUUGUGGAUGCUUAAUUUAGGUAGAUCAGGUUUGUCUGGCCCGAUACCUAAUGGCUUGUACACGCUGACCCUCUUAGCGUCAAUAGAUUUGUCGGAUAACAGUUUUAACGGCUCUUUGAGUAACAGCAUUGAGGGUAUGAGUGGAUUGUAUAGAAUUCGAUUAAGCAACUCAGGUCUGUCUGGUUCGAUACCUGAUCGUCUAUAUUCGUUGAAGAGACUGAGAUACCUGGACCUUUCUAACAACGGUAUCAGUGGGGUUUUGUCGCCUAAUAUUGAUGGUCUAGUUGAUGUGGUGGAGAUGAAUCUGAGUUAUAAUCGAUUGGGAGGUCCUAUACCGAAGGGAAUCGCCAAGCUAACUAGGCUUAGAACUUUGUUACUGCAAGGGAAUCGGUUUGAAGGUGACAUUCCUAAUUUUAGUAGCAUGAGAAAUUUAGUACAUAUGGAAAUUACCUCAACCCGCCCCCUGAAUGCCAAGUGUGAUGACGGGGUUUUACCUCCAAAUAUUUCUAGGAACGAAUGCUUAAUUGGACCUGUAAGUGUGUUGUGCAAUAAUGUCACUCGCUGUAGAUACACUGAUGGGUCUACAGGUAAGUCAUCUGUUGGCUCGAUGUUGCACACAUACAGAUUGAAGAUGAUUGCUGUAGUGUUAGUAUGUAUAGGUGGAAUAGAGAUAAUGUUAGAUUAG